Molecule: messenger RNA, 1707 nt
Organism: Propithecus coquereli (Coquerel's sifaka)
Lineage: Eukaryota; Metazoa; Chordata; Mammalia; Primates; Indriidae
Gene: FAM90A1
Product: family with sequence similarity 90, member A1
Exons: 6
Coding region: 1-1707 (568 amino acids)
Source: RefSeq, a predicted model, not a curated record
AUGGACCCCAACACUCUCUCCAUGGAACAGGGGAAGCAGCUCUUAAAGCAGUGUGGGAUCCCCCAAAGAGACAUUGAUUUGAUGACAGAGAAAUAUGUAGUUCUUGCUUCUGUGGAGGUUCUGCUACGAUUUCCUCUGAUGCCAGGAGAGAAUCCAACAGCCCGCUGUGUCUCGGAUAAAAAAUGUCAGCCUUCUGUGGACCCGACGCACGCAAUUUCAGGAAGAUGUGGAGACCAAGAGGAGAGGAAGUCCAACAAUCAAUUAAUGAGCAAGACUAACAAGAAGUCCAACAACGUGAAGCAGGUGGCAGGUCAUUACCUACAUCAUCAGCCUCAAAGACCCUCUAACGCCAAGACCCCGGGGAAGCAGAGGAGGCCCGUGGGGCAGAGGGCUCCCCUAGCAGAGGAGGAAGAAGCUGGGGUGAAAUGCAAGAACUGCAGAGCCUUUGGGGACACGGCCAGGAGCACGCGGUGCCCCAUGAAGUGCUGGGAUGGGGCCCUUCCUCUCCAGCCUUUGGGCUCAAAUAAGGAGAAGGAGAACCUGAAACCAACCAAGCCCCAGCAACUCCAGGCUCCAGCGCCCUUUAAGGACAACAAUGGAGAGCAAGAACAAAGACACAGGCAAGAACAGCAAAGACGAGCUGCACCAGGGACAUUCCCCAGGAGGCCCCAAGAGGCGAUGCAACGGGACUGGGAGGAACUGGCAGAACCUUGUCCCUAUCUGAGGCAACCUACCAUGCCCCCGCCUGUGCAAACCACCAAGAAAAGACCUGCCCCGAACUCUGUUCCCAAACGUCGGCCACCUGUGAAGACACCUGAGUCGAGAUCAUUCUUCCCUUCGUGUCACAACAAAAGACCUGAACUGAGCACCUCUGGACCAACCAAAGGACAUGAGAGGGGAUUCACUGACUCCCCCCACCCUGCUUUAAAGCGCUGCUCCCAGGACCCCACGGGACCAAGCUCCCCCACGUGUCCCUGGCUCAGUGCCAGGCAGGCAGCCCACGUGCCUGAGGUUUUCUCCCACACUGUUCUCCAGCCUUCCGUGAAGGCUCUUGCCCCAGGUCCCGUCUUUAAGCCCCAGGCACGAAUCAAACGUCCUGAUGCGGAUUCAAAGCCCAGGCCACAGCCGGUCAGACAAGAGCGUGGCCAGGACUCCACACGGAGAAUCCGGGAGUGGGGAAAGAGGCCUGUCCCGGUCCCCAACCAGACGUACCCAAACCCCCAGAAGAAAGCCCGGCUCAGCUCCUUCCCCACUCCCCAGCUGGGAACUCGUCGUCCUGACCCGGGGACUGUCCAGGCCCUCCAGCCUCCUCGCAGGACAAGCGGACUUGGACCCAGCCAGGCACCCAAGGUGACUGCGAAGACGGCACCCGCGAAGGAAGCAGCCCUGCAGCCCGGGGCCUUCCUCCAGCCCCUGCCCGUCUCUGCUCUCCUGAGCCCCGCCCAGGACCCCGUCCCCCAGCCUCACCCGUCCAGUCACGGUCCAGGCCAGCCCAGCCGAGCCGCCUCCCCGCGAUGCGACGAGGGGCUGCAGAGCUCCGCGCUCGGAACCGCUCCCAGAUCGCGCGCUCCGGGGAGGGCCGCCCGCGCCGCUCGGAGCCCUCGCGUUUCAGCCGUGUCUGAGCGUCGGGGUCCCGGGGUCCCGAGGAGCGUCCUGUAUGAGGACCUUCUGGUUUCUUCCUCCUCCGAGGACAGUGACGGAGAGUGA